This is a messenger RNA of Lactuca sativa (garden lettuce), 801 nucleotides long. Lineage: Eukaryota; Viridiplantae; Streptophyta; Magnoliopsida; Asterales; Asteraceae. The record is from RefSeq and is a predicted model, not a curated record.
AUGAAGAAAUUAAUGAUACUUCUUUAUCUUUUGAGUUGUUCUGCCGGAUCGGUCAAUAAAGAUCUUUGGUCUCUACCCGGACCCGAUGAAAAAAAUGGGAUCACUCCUUAUGGACUCGUUGAGAAUGAUUAUGGUCUAGUUCGUUGCCUAUUAGAAGUGGAAGGAGCUCUGGUGGGAUCCUCACGGACAUGCAGUCAGUUUGAUAAGGAUCGAGUGACAUUGCUUCUUCGACCCGAACCAAGGAAUCCAUUAGAUAUGAUGCAAAAUGGAUCUUAUUCUAUCCUUGAUCAGAGAUUUCUCUAUGAAAAAGACGAAUCAGAGUUUGAAGAGGGGGACGAGCGACAACAUAUAGAGGAGGAUUUAUUCAAUCACAUAGUUUGGGCUCCUAGAAUAUGGCGACCUUGGGGAUUUCUAUUUGAUUGUAUCGAAAGGCCCAAUGAAUUGGGAUUUCCCUAUUGGUCCAGGUCAUUUCGGGGCAAGCGGAUCGUUUAUGAUGAAGAGGAUGAGCUUCAAGAGAAUGAUUUGGAGUUCUUGCAGAGUGGAACUGUGCAGUACCAGACACGAGAUAUAUCUUCCAAAGAACAAGGCCUUUUUCGAAUAAGCCAAUUCAUUUGGGACUCUGCAGAUCCACUCUUUUUCCUAGUCAAAGCUCAGCCGUUUGUCUCUUUGUUUUCACAUCGAGAAUUAUUUGCAGAUGAAGAGAUGUCAAAGGGGCUUCUUACUCCCCAAAAAAUCGUCCUACAUCUCUAUAUAAACGUUGGUUUAUCAAGAAGGCGCAAGAAAAGCACAUCGAAUUGUUGA